UUUCAGUACCAAAAGCGGUAACCCCCCCGAGCUACACUCGGGCUUACCAUGCGGCGUUGCUCAGGGAGUCCCUGCAGAGCUUACCUUGUCCUUCACUCCCGCGAUGUGUCCCCUGCAGCGUCCCCGGCCAUCUCCCUCCGGCGGAUGCCGGCAUCCGGCUUCUGUGUUCCGGUCCCUGUGACGUCGGGACAUAUGGGCGCCGCUGGCGGCGGGACAUUUGAAAAUUUAAAAAAAAAUUCAUUUUUUUCAAAACUAAUUUUACGUAUGCUUUGUCCUGUCCCCUGCCUGCAUUUUUACUGUUCUUUC
Staurois parvus is the source of this 306-nucleotide messenger RNA. Lineage: Eukaryota; Metazoa; Chordata; Amphibia; Anura; Ranidae. The record is from the annotation of a GenBank genome assembly.